Babesia microti strain RI is the source of this 1071-nucleotide messenger RNA. RefSeq lists its product as hypothetical. NCBI's taxonomy places the organism in Eukaryota, Apicomplexa, Aconoidasida, Piroplasmida, Babesiidae. The record is from RefSeq and is a predicted model, not a curated record. The transcript has a single exon. Gene Ontology annotation, cellular component: endoplasmic reticulum; SNARE complex. The coding region runs from base 1 to 1071 and encodes 356 amino acids. Gene Ontology annotation, biological process: retrograde vesicle-mediated transport, Golgi to endoplasmic reticulum.
AUGGACAGGAAAAGGGAAUUUAUUUUAUACCUCCCAGCCACAAACCGCUCAGAUUUAGACCAUUAUGGACGCACAAUAGAUACCAGUUCCCAUUCCUUCUACCACCAAUCCUCCCUGAUCUUCCGACAAAUAUCCACUAUACACUCCCUUAUCAGCGAAGAUGAUAUGUACUAUAACUUUGCAAAGUAUGGCCACAAGUCCAGGCUUGAUGGACUUAGACACAGGCAAAUAGAGCUAGAAAGGAUCGGUAUUCAGCCAAUAAUCGAUGACACUAACCAGGCUGGAGAGGCAAUCAAACUCAUCCACGAGUGGCUGAACAAACAAAUAGCGCAAAAGCCCAAGCUAUUUAACAUAAAAUCGCAAGCCUUUGGACCAAAUGACGAAAACUGCGAUGAAGUCAUGAGUAAAAAGGGUGUAAUAGCUUGUCUGUACCAUAUGCUACAACAGGUAACCGACAAAAUCAAAAGCCACGAAACGGCUGCCCUUGAGACCAAAUCUCAACUGCACAAGUUCAAAGCAUUGAUCAAUGCACCUACAAACGCAUUAGAUCAGUACGACUUAUUCAUACCACCCCGACAAGAUACCAAAGGCGAUAUUGCUCCCCUUCCAGGACUCGGUCCACUCCCAACAAAUACUACGGACAAGGAUGAUAGUAAAACCACACCAAAGGAUAGGGAAAAAAAUGAAAGUGGAAACAAUUUGACUAAACGUGAUUACACCCCAUCCGGUAUACAAAUGCACGAGAGUGACUUGCUGGUACAACAAAAUGAACAGCUAGUUGAAACAUUCGCAGACGUAUCGCAGGACAUAGACAUUGUUACAUCUGUACAAAACAGACUAUACGAAAUAUCUACUAUGUUUGUCCAAUUCUCCACGACGCUAAACGAUCAGCUGGACAUUUUCGAAAACAUACGCGACAACCUACAGCUAUCCAUUGGCAAUAUUGAAACCACAGGCGAAAAUCUUAAGCAGUCACUGGAGAGGGAAUUCAGCCUAGUGGUUAUGGUGGCAUAUCUGUUUCUCGUUGCGGGCGUGGUAUUAUUUCUACUGGACUUUAGCAGGUGGCGUUGA